Messenger RNA from Pogona vitticeps (central bearded dragon), 3622 nucleotides. NCBI's taxonomy places the organism in Eukaryota, Metazoa, Chordata, Lepidosauria, Squamata, Agamidae. The record is from RefSeq and is a predicted model, not a curated record.
UUCUCUUUCCCGCCUUGUGGGUGUGGGUGUUUCUAGUCUCUCGCACGCUGCUGGCGGUGAGCUGCUGAGGAUGGAUACCGCCGUGUGGUGCACUCUGGAGCCCCGCCAGGGUCUCUCGGAGAAACCGUUAGGAGGGAGAUGGGAGAUGGGAGCCUUGUGAGAGCGCUCCUUUGCAGACACACAGGCGGGCAGGCGGGCAGGAGAGGCGGCGGCAGGGCGAGCGAGCGAGCGAGCGAGAGAGAAGAGGGUAGGAGAAGAGAGCGAGAGAGAAAGGGCUGCGCCUGAAAUCCUAGCAAACCGGAGAGGAGGAAGUCCGAAGAAAUGGAUGCUGCUUCUGUUGUUGUUGCUGCCGCUGCUGCUUGUUAGGCCAAAGGCCUGAAUAUACUGGAUUUAAUGGGAUGCUUUUUUUCUGGGAACCAUUGGGCUGAAAUCUGAAUUGCUCCUGCUGUUGCUGCUGCUCUUCCUGCUGAGAUGACAGAGGGCCGCAGGUGUCAAGUGCACCUCCUUGAUGACAGGAAGCUGGAACUCCUUGUGCAGCCAAAGCUUUUGGCCAAGGAGUUGCUAGACCUGGUGGCAUCACAUUUCAACCUGAAAGAGAAGGAGUACUUUGGAAUUGCCUUCACAGAUGAGACGGGCCAUCUGAACUGGCUUCAGUUGGACCGCCGGGUGCUGGAACAUGACUUCCCCAAAAAGUCUGGACCGGUUGUUUUGUAUUUUUGUGUUAGGUUCUACAUUGAAAGCAUUUCCUACCUAAAGGAUAAUGCCACCAUUGAGUUAUUUUUCUUGAAUGCAAAAUCCUGUAUUUACAAGGAGCUCAUUGAGGUUGACAGUGAAGUUGUGUUUGAAUUGGCUGCAUACAUAUUACAAGAAGCAAAAGGAGACUUUUCAAGCAAUGAAGUUGUAAGGACUGAUUUAAAGAAACUUCCAGCUCUUCCAACCCAAGCACUUAAGGAACACCCGUCUCUUGCUUACUGUGAGGACCGAGUUAUUGAGCAUUAUAAGAAGCUAAACGGGCAGACCAGAGGCCAAGCCAUUGUCAAUUACAUGAGCAUUGUAGAAUCGCUGCCAACAUAUGGAGUCCACUAUUACGCAGUCAAGGACAAACAAGGAAUUCCUUGGUGGUUAGGACUUAGCUACAAGGGGAUCUUUCAAUAUGACUACCAUGACAAAGUGAAACCAAGAAAGAUCUUCCAAUGGAGGCAGCUAGAGAACCUGUACUUCAGAGAGAAGAAGUUUUCCGUGGAAGUGCAUGACCCACGCCGGGCAUCUGUAACUAGGAGGACUUUUGGACACAGUGGCAUUGCAGUGCACACGUGGUAUGCCUGUCCUGCCUUGAUAAAGUCCAUCUGGGCUAUGGCCAUUAGCCAGCACCAGUUCUACCUGGAUAGAAAGCAAAGCAAGUCCAAAAUUCAUGCAGCAAGAAGUCUGAGUGAGAUUGCAAUUGACCUGACUGAAACUGGAACUCUGAAGACCUCCAAACUAGCCAAUAUGGGAAGCAAAGGAAAGAUUAUCAGUGGCAGCAGUGGGAGCCUUUUGUCAUCAGGUUCCCAAGAGUCUGAUAGCUCUCAAUCUGCCAAGAAAGACAUGCUGGCUGCCUUGAAAUCUAGGCAAGAAGCUCUGGAAGAGACACUGCGCCAGCGCCUGGAGGAGUUAAAAAAGCUGUGUCUCCGUGAAGCGGAGCUUACAGGGAAGUUGCCGAGAGAAUACCCCCUUGACCCAGGGGAAGAGCCCCCAAUGGUGCGAAGAAGAAUAGGUACUUCCUUUAAACUGGAUGAACAGAAAAUCCUGCCAAAAGGAGAGGAAGCUGAGCUGGAACGCUUGGAGAGAGAAUUUGCCAUUCAGUCGCAGAUCACAGAAGCUGCUCGCCGCCUAGCUAGCGACCCCAAUGUCAGUAAGAAGCUGAAGAAACAAAGGAAAACCUCCUACCUUAAUGCACUGAAGAAACUUCAGGAGAUUGAAAAUGCCAUCAAUGAGUAUCGUAUCAAAUCUGGAAAGAAGCCAACACAACGAGCCUCCCUGAUCAUAGAUGAUGGAAAUAUUGCCAGUGAGGAUAGUUCCUUGUCAGAUGCCCUUGUUCUGGAGGAUGAAGAUUCUCAGGUUACCAGCACAAUAUCCCCAUUACAGUCACCUCACAAAGGACUCCCUCCACGCCCACCCUCGCAUAAUCGGCCACCCCCUCCUCAGUCACUGGAGGGACUUAGGCAGAUGCACUAUCACAGGAAUGAUUAUGACAAGUCCCCCAUCAAACCCAAGAUGUGGAGUGAGUCGUCUCUGGAUGAACCCUAUGAGAAGGUCAAGAAACGUUCUUCACACAGCCAUUCCAGCACUCACAAACGGUUCCCUAGUACUGGAAGCUGUGCAGAAGGUGGAGGGAGCAACUCUUUACAAAAUAGCCCCAUACGGAAUCUUCCCCACUGGAACUCGCAGUCCAGCAUGCCGUCAACACCAGAUCUACGGGUACGCAGUCCACAUUAUGUGCAUUCCACUAGGUCAGUGGACAUAAGCCCUACUAGACUGCAUAGUUUAGCACAGCACUUUAGACACAGAAGCUCCAGCUUAGAGUCCCAAGGAAAGCUCCUUGGGUCAGAAAAUGAGACUGGAAGCCCCGAUUUCUACACUCCCAGGACUCGUAGCAGUAAUGGUUCUGACCCCAUGGAUGACUGCUCCUCUUGCACCAGCCACUCCAGCUCUGAGCAUUACUACCCAGCUCAGAUGAAUGCCAACUAUUCCACACUGGCAGAAGAUUCCCCAUCCAAAGCCCGAGAGCGGCAGAGGCAGAGGCACAAGUCGGCAGGGAAUCUUGUCUCCUCUAAUUCAGGGAGCAUGCCCAAUCUGGCUGCCAGGAAUGGGACUGGUCACCAAGGCGUUUACCUGCACAGCCAGAGCCAGCCUUCCUCGCAGUACAGGAUCAAAGAGUACCCUCUGUACAUUGAAGGGAGCUCCACACCCGUGGUGGUGCGCAGCCUGGAGAAUGACCAGGAGGGACACUAUAGUGUGAAAGCACAAUUUAAAACAUCCAAUUCGUACACGGCAGGGGGAAUGUUUAAAGAGAACUGGCAUGGGGAUGAAGUAGACUCAGUAAGACUGACCCCCUCCCGUUCUCAGAUCAUAAGGACUCCCUCCUUGGGCAGAGAGGGCCAUGAGAAAGGGUCAGGAAGGACAGUGGUGUCGGAUGAACUGAGGCUGUGGUACCAGCGGUCUACAGCCUCCCAUAAAGACCAUAGCCGCCUGUCGCACACAAGCUCCACUUCCUCGGACAGCAGCUCCCAGUACAGCACCUCCUCUCAGAGCACCUUUGUGGCGCACAGCAGGGUGACAAGGAUGCCUCAGAUGUGCAAAGCGACAACAGCUGCCUUACCUCACAGCCAGAGGAGUUCAACCCCAUCCAGUGAGCUAGCAGCAACACCACCAAGCAGCCCACAUCACAUCCUUGCCUGGCAGACAGGGAGCUACAAUGAUAGCUGUUACCUGGAUUCUCCCCUCUAUCCAGAACUAGCAGAUGUCCAGUGGUAUGGACAGGAAAAAGCCAAGCCUGGAACUCUUGUGUGAAUCCUUUUGACCUCAGCUGUUCAAACGCAUCAAUGCCAUUCUGGAAAUAAUAAAAUCACCUCACUGCCUCUCA